AUGUCAGAAAUAAGAAAAUCAAAGAGGGCUACUGCCGGCAAAAGAGCGCUUACACUGGAUGAGGAGUUAAUAGUCGAAGAGAGAAAAAAGCAAAAUUUGAAACGAAAUUUUCUUUCCAGGAAAUCUGAGUUAACUCGGCGAGGUGAAACCUACGGACCAAAGCAGAGGAGAAGAAAACCAAAACAUACAUCCUCGGAAAUGGAGGAUUUAGAAGACGAAGUCAGAUGCUUAGUUUGUGGUACAACGGAAGAUGAUGGCGAAGCAAUGGUCCAGUGCGAUCGUUGUCACACCUGGCAGCAUAACCAUUGUAUGUUUCAGGAGAAUACUAUUCCUGAAUCAUAUAUUUGUAACGUAUGCGACCCCCAUAAUGAAGCUUAUGGUAACUUGAAAUUCGAAAUGAGUUUAAGUGAGUAUAAACAACUCAAAAGAGAGACUCUUUCCCCGCAUGGUAAGGGACCAGCACUCAACUUUGAUAUUCAAGAGUCUAUUGUUGCGGCUAAGAAAGCACCAGAUAGUGAUUAUUCAGAAGAGUCAAUAGCAAAAAUUCCUGAGGAUGAUAGUGAGAGUUUUUUUUCUGAGGAGAGCGACCAGGAACAUUUAAUUCACUCAAAACCAACACAAAAAGGUCACAACACAAAACACACUAAAGCUUUCGGGCAAGAGCAAGAAGGUUGCGAGAUCAAGAGCAUGGAUGAGGAGUUUAAUCCUGUAAGAAAGGGAAUAGUGAAAACAUUCUUUAAAAUGUUCAACAAUUUGUUACCUUCGAACGCUAAGAAUGCCGAAGAAUGGGCUCUGAAACUUGAAUACCAAUUACUGCUUUCUCGUGGAGACAAGAAAACUGGCAAAGGUGGCAAGAUAGUACACAUUCCUGGGAACAGCUAUACUUCUAAAGCUCGAACUCUUAUGUUCAAUCUUAAAAACCCAAAGACUAAACUCUUAGAACGGCUCAUUGGCAAAGAGCUAACAUUUGUUCAACUAUGCAAUUUGACUCCCGAAGAGAUGCAAACCUCUGACAUCAAGCAACUUGCCAAGGAUGUCCACACGAAGGCUAUAAGUCAAACAGUUAUAGAGAAUGGAAUGAACUCCAAACCUCGAGCGAAGAUAACUCACAAAGGAGAGGAAAUUAUAGAUUUUGGUGAGGCAGAUGAAGGGAAAACAAGUGAACUGUUUAAUGAAGAUCAAUUUUCUGAUUAUGAAAGGGGAGAAGAAGAUAGCCCGCAACGAAUGCAGCAUCUCAUCGAAGAAGAAGGUUCUCAUCAGAGAGAGGAGGAGCAGGAAAAAUUGUCUGAACGGGGAGAGCCAUAUAAUAAGAAUGUUUCUCUAUAUCACAAUGAGUACUAUUCUGGAGAAGAAGAUGAGGGAAUUAAUCAUGAACGCCAGCAAAUGAUCCUCGAUGAGAGCAUUAGUGCCAUCAUAGGAGACAAUUUCCAAGAUGAAGAUCAGCCUAUUGAUGAAGCUGGUAUUACUGAUAGAAGUAAGGGUUUUGUUUGGGCUGGUGAACUAAUAUUUUCAGAGAUUUCAAAUUUCAGAGCAUGUGCUUACUUUGUAACUUCUUCAACGUUAAUGGAUUUUGACAAAGAAAGCCAACAAUGUAUUUCAAUCAUAAGACAGUUUCAUCAAAUCCAUAAGUAUCUUCAAAUUGAGGGUAGGCUCAACCGUAAAACAGCGCUCGCAUACCUCAAAAAUUGUAUGGACCGUAAGAAAUACACCCUCAUAGUUGAAUUUGUUCCAGACGAAUCAGGAGAAGCAUUAACAGAUGAAGAGCACCGAAAUAACUUCAUAAGGUUGUUUAAUUACUUCUACAAUCGUAACAGAUUUGGAGUGAUACAAGGCAAGGGGGAUUCUGUUAAAGAUGCAUACUUGAUACCUUACCAGGAGGGAGAUGUGCCAGAAAAAGUUUUUGGGUCGUUCAAGUUUCCGAAUACUAUAUUUGAAGUUCGAAGAAGCUCGUUGUCUCAAAGACUUUUUGGAGUGUUUGUAACCAACUUAUAA
Molecule: messenger RNA, 1992 nt
Organism: Komagataella phaffii GS115
Lineage: Eukaryota; Fungi; Ascomycota; Pichiomycetes; Pichiales; Pichiaceae
Exons: 1
Coding region: 1-1992 (663 amino acids)
Biological process (GO): transcription elongation by RNA polymerase I; transcription antitermination; transcription elongation by RNA polymerase II
Cellular component (GO): nucleus
Molecular function (GO): RNA polymerase II transcription regulatory region sequence-specific DNA binding
Source: RefSeq, a predicted model, not a curated record